Molecule: messenger RNA, 1212 nt
Organism: Trichoderma aggressivum f. europaeum
Lineage: Eukaryota; Fungi; Ascomycota; Sordariomycetes; Hypocreales; Hypocreaceae
Exons: 3
Coding region: 1-1212 (403 amino acids)
Source: RefSeq, a predicted model, not a curated record
AUGUUCUCAAAAAGUCUGCUAGCGUUGGCGACGCUACUCGUCUCUGGCGUGUCAGCAGAUCCCAGAGAUCUGGGAACUGUUCUCGCUGGCAACAAAGAUCUAUCUACAUACUAUUCGCUCAUCCAGAAAUAUCCGGAUGUUCUUCUUCAGCUUCCCAGCUAUGCAGGCGUAACCAUCGUUGCACCUUCUAAUGAAGCCUUCAAAAACAUUCCCUACACUGCUCUCAACGGUGUAUGGGAUCCAAAUAACAAGGCCACCACCGUGCCACUCCUGCAAUACCAUAUCCUCAUAGGAACGGUUGCAACAGCUGGUCUUGACACUGGCCCAACCUACGUCCGGACCACGCUUCUCAAGAGCCCUCGCUACACCAACGUGACGUUUGGCCAAAACGUCCUCAUCGCCAAGCAGCCCGGCGACACUGUUGUCUUCACCACCAGCAUGGGUACUCGUUGCACUCUCCAAGAAGGCGACAUUCCCUUCCAGGGCGGCCUCGUCCAGGUGGUUGACAACUUGUUGAUUCCUCCGUCUCGCAUCGAGAACACGACCGAGGCGUUCAACGUGCCCAACUUCCUGGGCAGCCUCUACGCCUCCAAACUCAUGCCCAAGGUCUCUGACGAGCAAAACAUCACCGUGUUUGCUCCCGUGGACAGCGCAUUUGCCUCUGUCGGCGGCUCUCUCAAGCACCUCGAUGCCAAGGCUCUUGCACGCGUCAUGGGAUACCACAUCGUGCCCAACCAAGUCCUCGUCUCGUCCUCCCUCGCCAACGGCACACGUCUCGAGACACUCGCCAAGAAUCAAGCUGGCACAGCUCCUGAGGCUCUCGUCAUUCGCCAGUCCGGCAACAACAAAUACGUCAACUCAGCCCAGAUUGUUCAGCCUGACAUUCUCCUCGCCAACGGCAUCAUGCAUCUCAUCUCCAAUGUCCUCAACCCAGAUGCCGAUGCCGCCAUUCCCAAUCCCACCGCCGUCACACAGGCGCCCGUGUUUCCCGUCAGCACGGCCCGCAAUCCCUUCACCUCGGCUUUACCUUGCACGGUGAGCUGCCCCGUUACGACGACGGCGGCUGAUACCACCACGGAAGCAGCCGAGACAAGCACCUCUACUAGCAUAUUCACAACCAAGAGCAAGGCCGCCGCGGGAGCCAUGGCAACGGCAAACAUUCGUGCUGCGGGAGCGGCUCUGGGUCUGCUCGGCGCAGGAAUGAUUUUGUAA